AUGCCUAAAGGGAAAGGCAAGCGCUCUUCGGGCGCGCAAGAAGCAGUCCCCGAUGCAGGGCCUUCUGUUUCCGCGACUCAAGCCACCCUCGCCGAGCCCCAGAUCGACGAAGGCGCCUUCGCCGGCCUCCGACAAAAAAUCGAGCAACGAUUGAAGGAUCAGAACUCUGGCAAAGGAAAGUCGAAGAAAGACAACAAGCCGCAAGCAUCGAUCGAGACUUCGCCCCCGAAGAAAGAGAAGAACGCUGCCCCCAAGGCCGACAAGAAACAAGAUUCGGCACAAGGAAAGAAGCGGAAUCGCAAUGGCGAUGUGAUCGCCCGUGAGGAGAAGGGAGGCAAGAACAAGCAGGAAAAAUCUGCUGGUUCUAAGAAGGGCGCCAGUGAUGACACUCUUCGCCAGGAAAUUAUUGCCCUUGGCGGUACCGAGGAGGAUCUUGACCUUCUGGCGGGUGUCGACUCGGAGUCCGAGGUCGAGGGCGCCGCUUCGAAGAAGAAGGGCGGCGACGAUGACUUGCGGAAGGAGCUCUCAAAAAUGCUGGAAGCCGCGGGUCACGUCGUGCCUGAAGAUCUGCCGGACGAGGAGGUAGAGGAGGAAGAUGAGAGAGAGGAAGAGGAAGAAGCCGACGACGAUGAGGAAGAUGAGGAGGACGACGCUGCAGAGGACGACAUUGAAGACGCCAGUGACGAUGUCGACGAGAAAGCCGAGGAUUCUUUCGAGGAGUCUGAUAUUGAGGAUGCGCCUCCGGCGCCUAAGCAGAGGGAACCUGAAGCUCACAUUCCCAAGGAAUUUGCUAAGCUCGUCAUCCAACCUCGAUCUGACUGGUACAACGCUCCCCUCCCUCCCGUCGCCGGCGGAAAGCAGAUGAACGCCCUUCCUCGUCACCUUGUGGAUCGCAUCCACGAGCAGGCCAAGGUUUUGCUUCUGGAGGAGAAUGAGAAAUACGCCGAAGCUCAGAAGGCUUCAGCAUCUUCGUCACACAAGUUCUAUUCGACCAUUAUGUCCAACGGUACCCUGAGCGAUAAGAUUUCCGCCCUCACACUUGCGGUGCAAGAGUCGCCAUUGCACAACACUCGAUCCUUGGAGACUCUGGUUGGGCUUGCUGGUAAGCGUAGUCGUGCGCAGGCUGUUGAGGUUCUGCGGUCUCUGAAGGAUAUGUUUGCUCAGGGUACUCUUCUUCCUUCGGAUCGACGAUUGAGAUCAUUUGCCAACCAGCCUGGACUGGUUGCCGCAUUCCAGGGUGCUGCUGGACGCUGGACAGAGCGCGACGCCCUUCCCGGUGGUCUCCAGAAGAGUCAUUUGAUGCUUUGGGCUUUCGAGGACGGCGUGAAGGAGCAAUUUUUCGAGGUACUCAAGGUCCUUGAGGUUUGGUGCAACGACGAGAUCGAGUUUUCGCGGUCUCGCGCCGUCAGCUAUGUCUACGAGUUGCUCAAAGAGAAGCCCGAGCAAGAAGCGAACUUGUUGCGACUUCUCGUCAACAAGCUCGGUGAUCCUGGCAAGAAGAUCGCCUCCCGGGCAUCUUACCUUCUUCUCCAGCUUCAGCAGCAGCAUCCGCUCAUGAAGCCGACUAUCAUCAAGUCGGUGGAGGAGCUUCUCUUCCGUCCUGGUCAGAGCUCGCACGCCAAGUACUAUGCCAUCAUUACCCUGAACCAAACGGUUCUGAGCAUGAAGGAGCAGGCGGUUGCGAUGCAGCUCUUGGAUAUCUACUUCUCGCUCUUUGUCACCCUGCUGAAGCCGGCGCCCAAGGGCAAGCCGCCUGGCAAGCACGGCAAGGGCAAGAAUCAGCCUGUCAAGGGACAGGCGCAGGAUGAUGAGAUGCGGGAGAAAUUGACCUCUGGUGUCCUGACUGGUGUCAAUCGUGCCUACCCCUUCACCGACACCGACACUGACCGCAUGUCCAAGCACAUCGACACCCUCUUCCGCAUCACCCACUCUUCCAACUUCAACACUAGCAUUCAGGCGCUCAUGCUGAUCCAGCAACUGACCAACUCUACCCAAGUUGCCAGCGACCGCUUCUACCGAACCCUGUACGAGUCGCUCUUGGAUUCACGUGUGGCAACCUCCUCGAAGCAGUCCCUCUACCUCAACCUCCUAUUCAAGUCCCUCAAAAGCGAUCUCAAUGUCCGUCGAGUCAAGGCAUUCGUCAAGCGUAUUGUUCAGGUUCUCGGCAUGCACCAGCCGGCCUUCAUCACUGGUGUUUUCUACUUGAUCCGCGAACUGGAGAAGACUUUCCCCGGUCUCUCGACCCUGUUCGAUCAGCCCGAAGACAACGACGACGAUGACGAAGAGGUCUUCCGCGAUGUCCCCGAUGAGGAUGACGAGCAACCCGAGCCAGUCCCGGUGGAGAAGAAGCAGCAGGAACGCUAUGAUCCUCGCAAGCGUGACCCUGAGCACAGCAACGCCGAUCGAUCUUGUCUGUGGGAGUUGCUUCCUUACACCACCCACUUCCACCCCUCGGUCUCGCUGAACGCCGAUCGUCUCUUGGACCACGAGACCAUGAGCGGCAAGCCCGACCUGACCAUCCAUACUCUUUCCCACUUCCUCGACCGCUUCGUGUACCGCGCCCCCAAGGCGAGCGCUGCUUCGCGCGGUGCCUCUAUCAUGCAGCCUCUGGCUGGUGGUGAGGCCAAGGACCGCCUUGUGGAAGCCGGCAAGACGGCGCAGCAGAGUGUGCCUCUCAACUCCGAGGGCUUCUGGAAAAAGAAGGCCGAGGAGAUUGCCGCGGAAGAUGUCUUCUUCCACGAAUACUUUAACCGUGUCAACAAGGACAAGGACCGGGCCAAGGCCAAGAAGUCCAAGGGUACCGACGGUGCUGCUACCCGUGGUGAGGAUGGCGAUGAUCUCAGCGAGGAUGAGGACGAGAUCUGGAAGGCUCUGGUCGACUCCCGACCCGACCUGGAGGACGACGGUGGCAGUGACGAUGACCUGGACAUGGACGAUCUGGAAUCCGCCUACGAUGAAGACGAAGAUGAGGAGGGCGAAGGCGCCGGCGACGACGAAGUCAUCUUCAACGAUGAGUCGGACGUUCCCUCCGACGAGGAAACGGGCGACGCCGCCGACGGCUUCGAGGGCUUCGACUCGCCGCCCGCCAAGGCCAGCAAGAAGGCGGCCAAGCCGGCGAAGGCGGACGAGGAUGACGAGGAUGCGUUCGACAUGGACGUCUCGGACGACGAGGCUUUCCUGGACAGCGACGAGGAUCUUCCCUCGGACAUGGAGUUUGGCGGCGUGGACCUCCCGCCGGCCGAGGAGCCCGAGGAGAGCAAGAGCAAGAAGCAGAAGCGUCGCAAGCUCAAGCACCUGCCGACGUUCGCCUCUGCGGACGACUACGCGGCUCUGCUCGAGGACGAGGAUCUGGGCAUGUAG
Messenger RNA from Penicillium argentinense, 3360 nucleotides. RefSeq names its product RNA-binding ribosome biosynthesis protein MAK21. The transcript is spliced from 3 exons. The coding region runs from base 1 to 3360 and encodes 1119 amino acids. Gene Ontology annotation, cellular component: nucleus. NCBI's taxonomy places the organism in Eukaryota, Fungi, Ascomycota, Eurotiomycetes, Eurotiales, Aspergillaceae. The record is from RefSeq and is a predicted model, not a curated record.